AAGCAUCCAAUUGAGGGAGCAAACACAACACAAAGUUGAGGUGAAACAAUUACAGGAUGAAUUCCAACACAUCAGGUGCAAAGGCUGGCCGUCAGCAUAGGCGUAAGAAAAGGAGGUCGGCGAGAUUGAGUGGUGGUCUGAAAAAGCAAAGGGAAGAAAUAAAAGAGGUGGAAGGGGAAUUAAGAGAAAAACUGGAAGCCAUUGAUGUGGAAUGUGAGCAACUUCGGGAGGAGACAAUCCUGGUGAGACGACAGAGCGUAAAUACACAAAUCAGGCUAGCUCUAAUGUUCCAAAUCCUCAAAGCCAGAGAGAAGCAUGACGUUUUGAAAGCCUCACUACUCACUUCUGCCCUCCGUGAAUUGAUAGCAAGAGACAAGUAGCAAAUUAAAGGAAGCUUUGAUGAAGCAUCUUAUUCAACUGCACCUUUUUUUCUAUUACAUUUGUAUGUCUAUGCAUUUUUCUA
Hibiscus syriacus is the source of this 463-nucleotide messenger RNA. RefSeq lists its product as uncharacterized. The transcript has 3 exons. Bases 57 to 380 code for a protein of 107 amino acids. NCBI's taxonomy places the organism in Eukaryota, Viridiplantae, Streptophyta, Magnoliopsida, Malvales, Malvaceae. The record is from RefSeq and is a predicted model, not a curated record.